Molecule: messenger RNA, 1732 nt
Organism: Carassius gibelio (silver crucian carp)
Lineage: Eukaryota; Metazoa; Chordata; Actinopteri; Cypriniformes; Cyprinidae
Exons: 4
Coding region: 525-1322 (265 amino acids)
Source: RefSeq, a predicted model, not a curated record
AAUAAUUUAUAACAAAUAAAAUAUAUGAAUAUAAUAUAAUACAAAACAUGAAACAGUUUUGUGUUCCCUGACUCUGAUAGCACAAAGCAGAUGGAAAAUUUUGUUCAUUAACAGAAACAGUAACAUCUAUUAAAAAUUGUCCACAUCAGCUGAGCCAUUUGGGACAGAACAAGUGUAAUUUUUUUACCAUUGCAAAAGACAGCUAGAAAUGCAAACUAUCAGCUCUCAAUAAUCAUGUUCUAUUAAAGACAAAUACAAUCCUGUUAUUUAUUCCAGUCCAAGAUUGUUUUGUUGAGGUCUUAAAUUAAUUACACAGCCCAAUGAAACGUAGAGAGAGAGAGAAAAAAACCACACACACACACACACACAAAGCAACACUGUUGCAAGACUGGACCUCCAGCCUCCACACUCUUCACACAUGCUCACUCAGUCAAGACACAACGACAGAAGCAGAUAAAAAAACAAAAACAAAUUGACUUAAGACCACAACGCUCUCAGAUCAUCUUUUUAAAAACUGCUGGAAGAUGAUGUUUAAAGAAAAAACUUUUGUUGCUGUCUGGUUUGGCUUUAUUCUGGUUGGUGUGUUUGGUGAAACAGACACAGUGAAGUCCGUCUCAGUGCUGGAAGGAGAUUCUGUCACUCUAAACUCUAGUCUUAAUGAAAUACAGACAGAUGACAAGAUAAUGUGGCAUUUUGGGAAUGACAGACCAAUCAUAGCUAGAAUCAGUAGAGAGAACAAACAAAUCCUUGUUUCUGAUGUGAGUUUCAAAAACAGACUGAAGCUGGACGACAAGACUGGAUCUCUGAGCAUCAAUAACACCAGAACCACAGACUCUGGACUUUAUGAAGUGACCAUCAGCAGAAGCAGCACAGUGACUAAAUACAAUUUCACUGUUAAGGUCUAUGCUCGUCUGCCUGUUCCUGUCAUAAGCAGUAACUCCUCAAACUGUUCAUCACCAUCAAUGUCCAAAUGUUCAUUUUGGUGUUCAGUGGUGAAUGUGAGUCAUGUGACUCUCUCCUGGUACAAAGGAAACAGUUUAUUGUCCAGCAUCAGUGUGUCUGAUCUCAGCAUCAGUCUCUCUCUACCUCUGGAGCUGGAGUGUCUGGAUGAUUUCUACAGCUGUGAUGUGGCUCAUUCAUUCACAAACCAGACCACACUUCUCAACAGCACUCAGCUCUGUCAACCAUGUUCAAUGAAAGAUUGUACCUUCUGCUGUCAUUUUCCUGAAGUUGUGACCCGAUUGGUCAUCUCGGUUCUGGUGGGUGUGGCUGCUGCAUUUAUUGUGAUGUAUGACAUCACAUCCAAUUUGAAAAAAGGAUAGAUCAUAACAGACGUCAUCAUCAUCAUCGGAUGAUCACAGAUGAAUCAUGUAUUCUGACUUUGUGUAUCCACUCUUUGCCAGAACAUUUUUACAUUAACAAAAGUUAUAUGUUGAAUUACAUUAUAGAUUAACAUUCAGUUCUUUUAAUGAUUAAUCAUUUUCUUUUUAAUGAUUUUUUUUAUUAUUAUUUAUUUCAUUUAUUUUAAAUGAGAAAUAGGUUGCUUUAAGAGUAUAGACUUAUUUUACAUGGGUUUUGUUUCAUCGCUUGGUGAUUAUUGGCUUGCUAUCAUUAUCUUAUUAUCCUUAUUAUUAUUUGUAUUAUUAUUAACGUUUCUUGUAUUAUAAGUUAUGCAUAUAAAUGAAAAACAUCAAGAAAUAUUAUAUAUAUAUAUAUAUAUAUAUAUAUAUAU